CACAAUCCACAAACCAAUGGCUUCACCUUUGUUUUCUGCUAUCACUUCCCAUGCCUUAUUAAUCAUCUUAUUUGUAUACCUUUCUUCUAUAUCAAACAAUCUUGCAGCAAAGCACAGCUACUCUUCCACUCACCACCAUCACCGUUCCUCUCACAAGUCCUCCCCUUUUCGGAACGAGAAGCUUCACCAAGCUUAUAUUGCUCUCCAAGCAUGGAAAAGAGUCAUUUACUCUGAUCCUUCAAAUUUCACCUCCAACUGGGUUGGUCCUUCAGUAUGUAACUAUACUGGUAUAUAUUGUGCAGCUCCUCCUUAUAACCACAAAAUCCGAGUUGUUGCUGGCAUUGAUCUUAAUGGAGCUGAUAUUGCUGGGUUCCUUCCUGAUGAAUUAGGCCUCCUCUCUGACCUUGCACUCUUCCAUCUCAAUAGCAAUCGCUUCUGCGGCAUUAUCCCAGAAACUUUAUCAAAUCUUUCAUUCCUUUAUGAGCUUGACCUUAGUAAUAACAGAUUUGUUGGCCCUUUCCCUCGUGUUGUGCUCUCUCUUCCAGCUCUAAACUAUCUUGACAUCCGUUUCAAUGAGUUCGAAGGGCCAUUACCUCCAGAACUUUUUAAUAAGAAACUUGAUGCAAUAUUUGUUAAUAACAAUCGCCUUACCAGUAUGAUUCCACCAAAUUUUGGCGCAAAUAAUUCAGCAUCUGUUGUGGUAAUUGCCAACAACAAAUUUGGUGGGUGCUUGCCACCAAGUAUUGCCAAACUGGCUGAUACUUUAGAGGAGCUGCUAGUGACCAACACUAGUUUGUCAGGGUGUUUGCCACCAGAAGUUGGUUAUCUCUACAAAUUGAAAGUGCUGGAUGUGAGCUUCAACAAUUUAGUUGGUCCUAUACCUUAUAGCAUUGCGGGGUUAGCUCAAUUGGAGCAACUAAAUUUUGCACAUAACACGAUGACUGGUAUUGUGCCAGAGGGAGUUUGUGUUUUGCCAAACUUGGCAAAUUUUUCAUUCUCUUAUAAUUUCUUCUGUGAAGAGCAGGGGAUUUGCAGCAACUUGACGUCAAAACGUAUAGUGUUUGAUGAUCGCAGGAACUGUUUGCCGGAGAGACCGCUCCAGCGAAGUAAUAAAGUAUGUCAGCCUGUGCUUGAGCAUCCUGUUGAGUGCUUUGAGCAACACUGCAAUGGUGGUGGUGUUAGUAGUUCUGGACCCUUUGGUGGUUCAGUUGCUUUGGUUCCAACAGCAAUGCCAACAGCUGCACCCAUGUUUUCACCUUCAAUGGCUCCUACCCAUACGUAAAUAAGAAAAUGUAAGAUUGUUGAUAACUCUGUAAAACCAAAAAUAAGAUCCAAACUUUCUUGGCUUAGCCUAUUAUCAUGUAAAUAUAUAUCAUGUUCAUUUCUUUAAAGUUUGUACACGGGUGUUUCAUGUGUGUAAUGUAAUCUUACAGAAAUUCAUUAGUUUUCAUUUGCUUC
Messenger RNA from Pistacia vera, 1458 nucleotides. Its product is annotated as leucine-rich repeat extensin-like protein 4. The record is from RefSeq and is a predicted model, not a curated record. Lineage: Eukaryota; Viridiplantae; Streptophyta; Magnoliopsida; Sapindales; Anacardiaceae. The transcript has a single exon. Gene Ontology annotation, molecular function: protein binding. The coding region runs from base 17 to 1282 and encodes 421 amino acids.